AUGGCUGAGAAAAUCAAUAUGACUUUGGAUGAUAUCAUCAAGAAUGGUCAGAAAAAAAUUAAGGCUGAAAAAGUUGUAGAUGCCAACAACGCCAACAAAACUGCGAACGAUAACAAGGCACGUUCUGGUGGCAAAACUGGAGGACAAGGAGCGAAAAACAAUCGCAAAGGUCCGCCAGCCAAAAAUGCGAAGAUCGCAUUGGCGAAUAAGGUUCUCAAAAGAUCGAGAGCCAUCGCUGCUCGUGGAGUUGGCGCCAAAAGACAAGCUCUUGGUUCACGCGGAAAGCCGAUGGCUGCAGCUGGAUUGAGCGCCGUGGCCACCAAGAAACUAGUCAACAAGCUUGUCAAGAACGCCAUCCGCAAGAGAAUCAAUAUCACUACGAAUCUAGGAAUUCGUAAGCGUGGAGGUGUCGCCGCUUUUACUCUCGCUGCCAGAAGAACCGCAGCUAUCAGACGAAAUGUUGCUGCUGCUCGUGGAAUUGUCCAACCAGUCCAACAGAGACCGAAAGCUCCGCGUACAAUUAUUCAGCACGUUCAACCUGCACCGGUUCGUGUCGUUCGCCAGAUCAUCACCGCUCCACCAACGGAGACUCACGUGAUUCGACGAGCUCCACCACAGCAAGUUCGUCGAGCCCCACCACAACAAGUUCGCCGUGUCCAACAACAGCAACAGAGACGUGUCGUUGUGGUUCAACCAGUGCAACAGGGAAGACGCUUCCGUCCAGGAAACAAUAACAGUCGCCGUAAUAACACUGUUAUCCGUCGUCAGGUUCCACAGUACGAGCAAGUUGUGCAGAGAGUGAUUCAAGUGCCAGUCCCACAACAACGUUUCCAACAGCAGCAACAACAAUCACGCCGUUUCCAACAACAGAACCAACGAUUCCAGAGACCACAGCAAAGUGGCGGAAACGUCAGAUAUGUCAACGGCGGAGGGAGACAAGUACAAAGAAAGACCGUUGUCAGACAGGUUCAACCAGUCCAAUAUCGCCCAGUUCAGUACGUCUCCGAUCAAGCUGUCACAUCUCGUGGUCGUGGAUUCCGUGCCUAA
Caenorhabditis briggsae is the source of this 1047-nucleotide messenger RNA. It is a transcript of the gene Cbr-pqn-53, whose product is annotated as Protein CBR-PQN-53. The transcript is spliced from 6 exons. NCBI's taxonomy places the organism in Eukaryota, Metazoa, Nematoda, Chromadorea, Rhabditida, Rhabditidae. The coding region runs from base 1 to 1047 and encodes 348 amino acids. The record is from RefSeq and is a predicted model, not a curated record.